This is a messenger RNA of Effrenium voratum, 1857 nucleotides long. NCBI's taxonomy places the organism in Eukaryota, Dinophyceae, Suessiales, Symbiodiniaceae. The record is from the annotation of a GenBank genome assembly.
AUGGUUCUUCCACGGUGGCGCGCGGGCCCUGCGGGCAGAAGAGGAGGUCGUCACAACUAUUUGGAUCGCCCAUCCCGGAAAGCCAAGCGCCUUGCUUGGAGCUACAGCCGCGGUGAAUCUUGCAGGGACGUCAUCCGCACAGCGACAGCUGAUUGGCAUGACAUGCUGCAAAUGCGGCGGGACGGCGCGAACUUUCCCUUAUGCCCAGUGCUACGGGACCUUAGCCAGUGCAACGAGAGGGAUUCUGAAAACGGGGUGUCUUCCACCUUCAUCCGGCACGGCAUGCACUACCCGGUGCCAAUCACCUACACCAAUGUGGGGCCGAUUGGAAAUUUCCCGUGGAUCAAGCCUUCGGACUUCCUACGCUGCAUGAGCAAUCAAGGGGACCUUCAUCGUUGCUUUGGAGGGUUGAAAGACCCUGCGGUAGUAACCUCUCUACUUGAGGAAUGGUGGGAUAGGUUCAAAGCCGUGCAUCCUGAACAUGAAGUUAUUGAAAAAGCAGAGCAGCAGGAAAUCGACCUCAAGCGCUGCAUCCCCCUGUAUAUUCACGGGGACGAGGGUGUGAAUUUCAAACGGGGAGGACUACUUGUGAUUAGCUUUCAAUCGGCCCUCGGCCAUGGAACCCGGAAAGCUACUCCAAGCGAGUUCUGGGAGAACGAGCUGCACGCAAGUGGGAUCCCGCUGAACUUUCUUCGCACAGCUCUGCAGACACGGUUUUUGUCAAUCAUCGCCCCGAGGGAUCUCUACUGUGAUGACCGCGAUGUUUGGCGUGGCCUCCAUGACCUAGUGACAGAGGACCUGGCGAACGCGCAGCGUGAAGGUGUGCUUCUUGGAGGGACACGCUGGUACCCAAUCAUCCUGGGAUUGAAAGGGGACUGGUCCUACUUGGUUGCCGCCCACGGAGGCCAUUCCCUCGGACGCAAGAUUGCAUUUUGCGAGAAGAUGACGGUGGAGACCCUCGGCAAGUUGAUCGAGCUGGCUGGCCGACUCGACUUCGCGGCCUCCCAUCGACUGGGGCGUGAUGAUCCCUUGCGGAAGGUGAGAGGACUCAUUGAGGGCAUGAUUGCCAGCAUGCAGUCGCAGGCGGCUGCAGAGGCGGAUCACCAGGCCUUCUGCGACAAAGAAAUGUCCACCACCGGCAUCAAGAGUGCAGACCGCCAGGAGGAUGUGGAGAAGCUCGGGACCAAGCUGGAACAGGCCAGGGCGCAGGUCACGCACCUCACAGAGCAGACCGCCACCCUCCGGCAGGAGUUGGCUGAUCUGGCGGAGACGCAGGCGGAAAUGGAUCAGGUGCGCAAGCAGGAGCAAAGCCUCUUCGACAAGUCCCAGCGUGACGCCAAGGAUGGCAUGGAGGGCCUCCGCCUGGCGCUGCAAGUGCUGCGCACCUUCUACGCCAAGAUCGGGGAUCCGGCAGGCAGGGGCAAGCAAGUGGUGUCCAUGCUCGAGUAUGUCAAGUCCGACAUCCACAAGCGCGUCACCUCCUUGGAGGCGGAGGAGCAGCAAGCAGCCGCGGAGUACCAGCGGGUCUCCAAAGACAACGCCGUGAUGCAAGCGACCAAACAGCACGAUGUGGAUGCGAACACCGUCGAUCUGUCGGCGCUGAAGAAGAUGCUGAACGAGCUGGGCUCCGACCACGUGGCGGCCAAAGAAGAGCUUGACGCUCUCCAGGACUACAUGGCAAAGCUGCAGGACCAGUGCGUGGCCAAACCGGAGCCCUACGAGGAGCGCAAGCAGAGGCGGAAGAAGGAGAUCCAAGGGCUGCAGGAUGCUUUGGCGGCACUGGACGGCAGCAGUCAAAUGCAGGUAAAGGAGGGCACGCCGGUGCAGGUCUUUCUUCAGCUGAGGGGCAGUCGGUAG